Sorex araneus (European shrew) is the source of this 1377-nucleotide messenger RNA. Its product is annotated as olfactory receptor 4C15-like. Gene Ontology annotation, cellular component: membrane. Gene Ontology annotation, molecular function: olfactory receptor activity; G protein-coupled receptor activity. The coding region runs from base 1 to 1377 and encodes 458 amino acids. Gene Ontology annotation, biological process: G protein-coupled receptor signaling pathway. The record is from RefSeq and is a predicted model, not a curated record. NCBI's taxonomy places the organism in Eukaryota, Metazoa, Chordata, Mammalia, Eulipotyphla, Soricidae. The transcript has 2 exons.
AUGAGUGAGCAGGGCUCUGGGUGGACAGCUGAGGCUGCCACCGAGGUGGUCUCCAGCCAAGCUGCCUGGAGGAGCGCAUCCAUCGCAGAAGGCCAGACGGCGGGGCUCUGUUUGGCCGGAGAGGAGCAGGCCCGUCCAAGGGGACCCUGCCCAGGAGUGCGGCCGGGGCAGGGGAGUGUGGGGACUGUGGAGAGAGGGUCGGAGGGGUGCGGUGUGGUUUCUAGGAGCUCCUGUAGCCCAUCCUUGCCUCCUUCACGCCGGUGUUGGAGCCGGCUCCCCUGUGUGUUCCUCGACUCUGCGUUGCUGAGCUCCAGCUCUAGGAAACGCUCUGGUUACACCGAGGGCAAGUCCUUCUGGUCUUCAGAUCCAGGUGUUCCCUCUCCCCAGGAACCCUGGAUCAAUAUACCCACUGUGGUAGCUCUGAGAUUUUCCUGGGGAAUCAUGCAAAACCAAAGUUUUGUAAGUGAAUUUGUUCUCCUAGGGAUUUCACAAAACCCUGAUGUUCAGAAAGUAUUAUUUGUUUUUUUUCUAUUGGUCUACCUUGCAACGGUCUGUGGCAACCUGCUAAUUGUGGCGACCAUCCUUAAUAGCCCAGCACUUGUGGGCUCCCCAAUGUACUUCUUCCUGGCUUCCCUGUCCUCCCUGGAUGUGUGUGUCUCCUCUGUUGUUGCCCCUAAGAUUAUUGUUGACCUUGUCUCUGAGAAGAAAACCAUCUCAUUCGCAGGCUGUAUGAUACAGAUCUUUUGUUUUCAUUUUUUUGAUGGUGCAGAGGUGAUUAUCCUCACAGCCAUGGCCUUUGACAGGUAUGUGGCCAUCUGCAAGCCUCUGCAUUAUACUACAAUCAUGAACUCAAGGCUCUGUAACAUUCUGGUGGGGAUAGCCUGGGGAGGGGCCUUUCUGCAUUCCAGUAUACAAAAUGCCUUUGCUUCCCAACUACCUCUGUGUGGCCCCAACAUCAUCAAUCAUUUCAUGUGUGACUUGUACCCAUUAAUGAAGCUUUCCUGUGCUAACACUUAUAAAUUUGGCAUAAUGGUGGCAGCCAACAGUGGACUUUUUUGCAUCGCGAUCUUCUCCAUGUUGCUUGUGUCCUAUGGUGUCAUCCUGUUCUCCCUAAGAGGACACAGCACUGAAGGAAAGAGGAAAGCUCUCUCCACCUGUGGAUCCCAUAUUGCUGUGGUGGUUUUAUUCUUUGGUCCAUGUGUAUUUGAAUAUGCACGUCCUCCACUUGUUUUCAGCUUUGACAAAAUGCUGGGCAUAUUCUACAUCGUGCUAACUCCUCUGCUGAAUCCUGUAAUUUAUACUUUCAGAAAUAAGGAAGUCCAGAAUGCCAUAAGAAAAUUUUGGAAUACCUCGAUAGCAAAACUUUGUAAAAAGUAG